Messenger RNA from Vitrella brassicaformis, 2022 nucleotides. The record is from the annotation of a GenBank genome assembly. Lineage: Eukaryota; Vitrellaceae.
UGGACGCCAUCGAGCCCAUGCUCAAGACGGGCGACGUAGAGGAUGAUCAGGUGGGUACAGACACGAGAGAGGUUAAAUGCCAUGGUGCAUCGGUGCAUCCUUCCGCCGUCGUGUGGUGGCGUGUUGUUUCAGUUGUUGUCGAUUGUCCAGCAGACCCGCGGCGUUACGGUGACUAUGACGCAGGCGGCGGCCAAGUCGCUGCCGGACGGCGAAAACAGCACACUCUACGGACGAUUCACCAAGUAGGCGCAAACACCGAUGGGGCGGUGUGGCCAUCCAUCCAUCCAUCUGUGGUGUCACUCAGGUAUGAUCCGUCGACUCAGUGUGGGCUGGACGAUGCGCGUCGUGUGGUCGACAUCGUGGUGCGGGCCCACCAGCAGCGGAGGGGCAUCACGGCGGCUGACGUCCGGAAGGCCAUGGGCAACACCAACCCGAAGCUGUUCCGCUGGGCCCUCGACGUGUUCGGCAUCGACGCCGAUGCUUUCCUCGGGCUGGCUGGCAUACAGCACCUGCAGAACAUCAAGCAGUGGGCGGCGCAGAUCCGCAGCUUCCCUGCCUUCCCUGACAUCCCCUUAGACGUUGGCGGGUCUGUCCUGCGCCUAUAUAAGUGAGCUGACACGUCACUGCAUCCCCCCUGUGGCACGCUAUCGCUUCUCCUUCUCUAUGUCUGUGUGUGUGUGUGUCUCAGGGCGAGUGUAGAUGGAUGGUGUUUCGGAGAUCUGCUGGAGGCGGUCGAGGCCCACGAGUACGAGCUGCUGCUGCUGAUCCUCCGCGCGAAGCGCACCGGCGAGCUGUUCGCGAGCGUCGUCAAUGGCAAGAUCGCCGUGACGGGGCCGGAGGAGGAGAUCUACUCUUACUGUGCCCCGCAUGCCUUCAACUUCAAGCUGACAGGCACUGCCGCACACCCACACGAAGGCUACAUCGGAGACAGCGGCAUCCACCUGGCGGGGCUGCAGGAGAAGCUGAAGAUGGCCGACCUGGCCAACACUGCCGGGCCCGGCCUGCCGUGCGUCCUUUGCACGGGCCGCUUCGACAUCGGCAUCAUGGCAGCCGGCGCGCAGGUCCCAGCAGCACCGGCGGACGUGCCGCUCAAGAGGUGCCAGGCAUCUGUGCAUAAGAGCGAUGACCGCUGGGGGGAGUGGGAGAGGCAGGAGGCUAGGCGGUUUCUGCCUGUGUCUGAGCUGGGUUUCCAGUUCGAGCUAGAUGAGAUGGAGGUGUUAAAGCUGAGCUGAGAGAAGGAGGGAGGAAGCAGGGAGGGAGGGAGGGGAGCGCUAGGUAGCCGGGGGCGGGCUGUAAUUUUGGUACAACGGAACAUUACGUAGGUAGUUUUUGAUUCUGUUGCUCUUCAGCAAGGCUUGCUUUGCAAGUUCCCCCCAUGCGGUGAGGAAUCUAAAACUUUUAGUGCCAGCUAAAUAAUAAGUUGCUCCGGCUGCACGUUUGGCUUGGUCUGGGCGGGUAUUUGGUGCCUGUGUAGCUGCGUGGGUUUUUCUCAUCGAUGGUAGCUGCAUGUGUUGCGUCGCGCACAGGGAGGGGCUAGAGGCAGGAGUUUAGUCUGUGGAUGGAUGGAUGUGGUGGUCUGGGUUUGGCCCCCCUGUUGAUACACAUACACAUGCUUAAGACGGCGAUGUCACCCUUGCACGUGGCAUCGACUCACUGACUAAAUUGGAGGAAGUGACGUGCCGGUGCGAUGGAUGCCCAGGCAUCACUCGGGAUAGCGCAAAGGCGUUUUGUGGUUGGUACUUCGGCUGCCUUUUACACAAAGUAGACAGACAGGCCACAUGCUGGCAGGCAGGCAUUGAGGUACACUCACGUGUCACAUGCGUGGCGUGGCACGGCACGGCGUAGACAGGCAGAUGCACAAGACAAACUCCCGACCGAGGGCAUGCGCGUGGACGCGCUGUGUGUGUAUGUGUGUGUGUUGGCUGAAAUGUUGCUCGACCACGAUGUCCGAGCCGUUCGUUAUCGUGAAACGGACUUUUUCUCAACUGAUCGCUCUGCUCCAGUUGUAAUGAUAGUGAUUCU